GAUGAACAUUCAUUUUUUCAUGGCCUUUUCAAAUCUAUCAUAGCUAUUGCUUCGUCCACUGUACGCUUGCUAAGAGCGAGCUAAGAGCGUUGCAGUUGUUAAUGUUGCCGCAAAUGGAGGGUAAGCAAGUCGUAGAGGUGGCUCAAUAUUCUUCGCUGUCCGACAGGAGGAGGUGCCUGGCCUCCAUUUUAGGGUUUGACGAGAAGACGGGAUCAGGGAGCACAGAAAGCAUCGCACUUGAUCUUCUCCUUCACCUUUUUCAGUUCUGUACGCAAGCUGGCCUGGAACCUUCUCAAACCUCGGCAGUGCUGAAGAUUGUCAAGGCCACUCAUGAACGAUCUGUGCUCGAGCGCUUGACACCCGAGCGAAGUUUUGCGUACUUCAAGUCCCUGCUCCUGGGCUACAGCGUGCAGCGGCCACCGUUCAGUGCAGGCAUUCUUCCUCUGGAGCACGUGAAGCUGCUGACCGAGCACGUCAUCAGGACCUACUUUAAGCACUACAAGUUAUACCAAUAUGCCUUCACUCAACGAUGCACGCUGACAAUCGCUUGCACGAGCUUGCUCGAUGAUGGCCUGGAGGAAGCACCCUUGUUGCAGCCUCUGGCUGAGGCCAUGUCCCAGGUUGAAUGGGACCUCAAGCUAGAGGAGGCAAGGAAAGAAGCAGAAGAAAGAGAAAAUCAGCUGCGGGCUGAGAAGCAGGCGGCAGAUGAAAGGGCACGGCAAGAGGAGAUCGAGGCAGCGUACCGCGCGGCUAUCCCAGAUGAGGUGACCGAAAAGGUGCGCCUGGCUCUGGAGCAGCAGCUGCCCGAGCUGAGAGGGCAGCUAGAAAAGAAGAUGCAAGAGCGGGAGCAGGCGCUGCUCGCAAAGCUGGCGGCUUUGCAAGUACACUGAACAUGCGUGACACGAUCCACUGAGCAAGAUCAAGAGAAAAACUCUUUGAUUCACCAGUAUGGUAUCAGGUUGUCACAGAGGCCUGGUUAUAGCUUGGAGAUGUUCGAGCCCCCUAUUCGGGGCCCGACCUGGAAGAAUCAGAUAAUACAGUGCAAGAUUGAAUGCACGAUGAUGCCCAUGCAGACAUGUACAAUAACAUGGCCAGGCUGCUUCAGGCAGGUUAUAGCGGCACCUUCGUUUCCUGCUAGGAAGGGCAGCUUGCUACUUUAUGCAUUAAUCCUGUU
Molecule: messenger RNA, 1174 nt
Organism: Klebsormidium nitens
Lineage: Eukaryota; Viridiplantae; Streptophyta; Klebsormidiophyceae; Klebsormidiales; Klebsormidiaceae
Source: the annotation of a GenBank genome assembly